CUUGAUUGUCGAUGUGACCUGGUAAGUUUGGAGUCGAUUCAUGAACGCAGCUUUCGUUAAAUGAGCUUGUCGUGAUAAGUCCUCCUUGUCUACCCCGGGUUAUAACUCAAUAUUGAACCCAGGUGCAGGUGAUUAUCGCUUUGGUCGAGUUGACGGAUCUUCGAAGAAACAUGUCGGCCCUUUCUCCCGCCAGCUCUGUAGAUAGUAUUAAGAGCAUCUUCAGAUUGCUUUCAACUACUGUCGAGACGUUGAUUGAUGACCGCGACAGGACUCGCGGAGAAAGUGCUCAUCACCAUGUCACACACGGUUCCACGGGUGCUACAUCACGAACGCAAGACGAUGCCGUCAAGGUCAUUCGUGCGGCAAUGGGUUCGUUGGAGAGUUUGAUUAUCGAUCCGCAUGACUUCCUCCUGGACUUAUUCAUGUCGUAUUUGCGUUCCAGAACAUUGCAUAUUGUCGCAGAGAAGAAUAUUGCCGCAACACUCGCACAAGCUGGUCCAGAAGGUCUUUGCAGUAGCGAGCUGGCUCGAAUAAGCGGCAUCCAGGCCGGAAAAUUGCGUACUGUUCCUGGCCUUACUCAACUGGACGAUCAUUUUGCAAACAAUCAUAUUUCGCAAGUUCUGGCGGAUGAUCUCGAGUUCCGAGCUUUGAUCGUUACGAGAGGCCAAAUUCAAUAUGCAGCAAGCGACUUUCUUCCGACCGCACUGUCAACCAGUCCUGAUCAUGAUGGAGACAGAUCAAGCCCGAACGCAUUCCAGAUGGCAGCACGGACAAAGUUGUCUUUCUUUGAAUGGCUACAUCAAAGAUUACCGGAGCAUGACAUAGACUGGCGCUUUCCGACGCCGCAGCAGUAUGACCAACUUUACAUGGAGACCUGUCAUGAAUACAAGAGCUCGAGCGAGCUUGUGAUGCCUCGUCCCGAGAAAAGCUUGUUUAACGUUGCAAUGGGUGGGCUUGGCCGGGCUCAGGAUCGGUCUUGUAUCGAAGAUUACCCUUGGAUCGACUUGAGUGACGAAGCCACGAUAGUCGAUGUUGGAGGGGGGAUUGGAACAUUCUGCAUGCAGUUGCAUUGCACGCAUCCAAACCUCAAAGUCAUCGUUCAAGAUAAGGCACCUGUCAUUGAACAAGCAGCCAGUGUAUGGAAGGAGAGAUAUCCCAAAGCGGUCUCUCAAGGAACAGCCAAGUUGAUGACUCACGACUUCUUCCAGAAGAGCCCUGUCUCCGGCGCAGAGAUAUACUGGCUACGACACAUCCUGCACGACUGGGAUGAUGUUGAUGCCGUCCCCAUUUUGUCCAGUAUCCGUGAUUCAAUGACCUCAAAUUCAGUGGUACUCAUAGCUGAGAUCUUGAUGACUACCACGCUGGCUAGUGACAAGAUUCGAGCGGCACCUCAACCGCUCCUGGCGAACUAUGGUUGUGCUAUGAAUACUGCACAUGCGAUGGAUCUCAACAUGAUGGCAAUGACAGAGGGAAAAGAAAGGAGUCCAGAGGAAUACGAGCGGAUUGUCCAAGCGGCUGGACUAAAGGUGGUGAAGAUCUGGGAUUGUCGUGGUCUGCUGAGUAUCAUAGAAUGUCGUCUUAACUCUUGGGCGCAUAGAGAUCGGACCUAUGAAUAG
This is a messenger RNA of Exophiala oligosperma, 1616 nucleotides long. RefSeq lists its product as uncharacterized. The coding region runs from base 171 to 1616 and encodes 481 amino acids. Gene Ontology annotation, molecular function: O-methyltransferase activity. The transcript is spliced from 5 exons. NCBI's taxonomy places the organism in Eukaryota, Fungi, Ascomycota, Eurotiomycetes, Chaetothyriales, Herpotrichiellaceae. The record is from RefSeq and is a predicted model, not a curated record.